Molecule: messenger RNA, 686 nt
Organism: Phaethon lepturus (White-tailed tropicbird)
Lineage: Eukaryota; Metazoa; Chordata; Aves; Phaethontiformes; Phaethontidae
Product: probable global transcription activator SNF2L2
Exons: 3
Biological process (GO): regulation of DNA-templated transcription
Cellular component (GO): nucleus
Molecular function (GO): ATP binding
Source: RefSeq, a predicted model, not a curated record
GUUAUAUGUCUCCACACCCAUCUCCACUAGGAGCACCAGAGCAUGUGUCCAGUCCAAUGUCCGGAGGAGGUCCAACUCCACCCCAGAUGACUCCCAGCCAGCCAGGACCCAUUAUACCAGGAGACCCACAAGUUAUGAAUCAACCUAACAGAGGUCCUUCCCCUUUCAGCCCUGUACAGCUGCAUCAGUUGCGGGCUCAGAUUCUAGCAUACAAAAUGUUAGCUAGAGGUCAGCCUUUACCAGAAAACCUCCAGCUUGCUGUUCAGGGCAAGAGGACCCUGCCUGGCAUUCAACAGCAGCAGCCUCCUAGUGCCUUCAACAGACAGUCUGGUAUUGGGUUACAUACAAUGAGCGGUGCUGCAACUGGACCAGGGCCUGCUCCAGGGAUGCCUGGACAUACAGCUGCCAUUACCCCCAAAACUUGGACUGAAGGUCAAGCCCCGGAUAUGAGUGUCUCCAAUGCGCAGCAAAAGCUUCCCGCGCCACCCCCUAGUGGGAGACCUUCUCCUGCCCCACCUGCUGCCCAGCCUGCUGCCACCAUGCCUGGGCCUUCUGUACCACAGCCAGCACCUGGACAGCCUUCACCCAUAGUUCAGCUGCAGCAAAAGCAGAAUCGCAUCAGCCCCAUCCAGAAGCCACAAGGACUGGAUCCUGUUGAAAUACUCCAAGAACGUGAAUAUAGGUAA